This is a messenger RNA of Microsporum canis CBS 113480, 921 nucleotides long. RefSeq names its product alpha/beta hydrolase fold protein. Lineage: Eukaryota; Fungi; Ascomycota; Eurotiomycetes; Onygenales; Arthrodermataceae. The transcript has a single exon. The record is from RefSeq and is a predicted model, not a curated record. Bases 1 to 921 code for a protein of 306 amino acids.
AUGGCAGCUUCUAUGGUCUCUGUCAGUACACAUUGCCUCUUCAUAUCUCUGAGUGGACCCCCGCGUUCUGUCAGGGAUCCUAUUGCCGUUAUAAUAGCCGGGGCUGGCGAUGUCUCCUCAUCGUACGUCGCGGUUGAGAGACUAGUGGCACCCUUCUGCCGAAUUGCCUUGUUUGAUCGGUCUGGACUUGGCCGCAGCGAAAAUGGACCCCAGAGGCAUACGGCUACCGUUGCAGCCACUGAAUUACAUGCACUCCUGAGUGAAGCACAGGUUAACCCCCCACUUAUACUAGUUGGUCACUCAUACGGCGGCAUAGUCGCUCGUGAGUAUCUCCACCUAUACCCAGGUGACGUGGCUGGCAUGGUUCUUUCAGACGCUGCGACAGAGAAAUCAAACCAUUACUUCAAAGUGCCCGAUCCAAACAUUGAUGCGGUGAUGGGGUCUCUCAAGUACUCGCUGAUUACUGGAUUGAGGAGUGACUCGGUACUGUCUCGGGAUGAAUGGAGAACACGGGCUGCGGACAUAGCCAGGGGCGCGGAAGCCGCCCAAGCUGAGGCAGCUGCGUUUAUAGAAGUGUGUGAGACACUAGGGCAAAAGGAACAAUAUACAAAUUGUGUGAUGGGUGCCAAACCCUUGAGCGUGAUUCGAUGUAACAGUUCAAGAGACUAUGAACGUAUUUACGAGAAGGGCAUCGAGGCGGGAAACGGUACGCAGGAGCAGCAACGGGCAUUUCGACAGCUCUUAGAUCAAUGGGAUGAUAUUGAUCGUUUUCUAAAAGAAGAACAACUUCAGCUAUCAUCAAAAAGCCGUCUAGUACAUGUUCCUGACUGUGGGCAUCACAUACAUCUUGUUCGACCAGAUGUUGUCGCACAAGAAAUCCAGUGGGUCAGGGACAUGAUCUUAAUGGAGUCCCAGCUCUAA